Rosa chinensis is the source of this 3463-nucleotide messenger RNA. Its product is annotated as G-type lectin S-receptor-like serine/threonine-protein kinase At4g27290. Bases 805 to 3396 code for a protein of 863 amino acids. Lineage: Eukaryota; Viridiplantae; Streptophyta; Magnoliopsida; Rosales; Rosaceae. The record is from RefSeq and is a predicted model, not a curated record. Gene Ontology annotation, biological process: protein phosphorylation; recognition of pollen. Gene Ontology annotation, molecular function: protein serine/threonine kinase activity; ATP binding. The transcript is spliced from 7 exons.
AUGAAAGGGAUAGAGAAAAGAAAGGGACUUGACUACAAGAAUAAUGCCAAAGAGUUCCCAAAUCAGAAAUCUGUAGUUUUGUUCGAGUUGAGGGAUCUCAUCUUUUGCAUUCUUCCAACACUAGCUUAAUAGCGAGAAGCAGAUCCUUAACAUCAUUCACUAAACCACGUUUUUGUUAAAAGAAGGGAUGCCGGACAAAAACAAGCCUUCCGGGCUUAAACGCGCCGUUUGGAAUUUGGUAUUUCCAGAUUUGGAUCUCACCACCUUCUUUGUUUUGUUUGGAUCACAAGAUUUGUCCUGUGGAAUCUGGAAUUUCCAGAACGCGACGUGUUGGUGGACCUGGUUUGGAAUAAUCUGAAAUUGACACUAGCUCCAUUCCAAGAGGACCAUUAAUGUUGAUUGGGAAAGGAUUACGCGUUCCUAAUUGCCAUCUGAAGUUGAAUGGCAUUGGAAGUUAGUACUCUACCUUCUGUUUUGAAUUGAAUUUUCUUAAUUAGUUUCACAUUGGAUAAUGAUGUUGAGUUGAAAGCAAUUCUAGUAUUUUAUUCAAAUGCAGUUCUUGUCUUUCAUGUUUCAUACGAUCUUCGGAAGCAUAUUAACACGCCGCCUACAGUGUAAAUAAUUGGGUGAAUUCCUUGCAACUGCUUCAAACUGAAAGUUGGUUAUUUAACUUCUCAGUCCAAACUCCCCAGGAAGAAGACAAAAAGAAAAUGACAGGGUAGAAACUUAUAGUUGCUCCCAAUUAUAACUCUAUAUGUAUAGUUAUCGAAUUUGUAGGAUUUAAGUAAUUAUAGAGUUGCUGAAAUGUCAGUCAUAGAAAUAGAGGCUUCUAUGGAAAUGAGGUGUUCGAGUAUUACAGUUAUGAAAAAUCCAUUGAAGGUUAGGAUGUGCUUACAUCCUAUUUGCUCUUUUCUGCUUAUCAUCACAGCGAUAUUUUCCACAGCGGGAGGCAGCACAAGUACAUUUCAGUCCAUUAGAGAUGGCCAGACUAUAGUUUCAACUACUGGAAACUUUGAGCUUGGAUUUUUUAGUCCUCCUACUGGUUCUAAUAAUCGAUAUGUCGGGAUAUGGUACAAGAAGAUAUCGUCUACAAUAGUAUGGGUUGCCAACAGAGAAGCACCCCUUACUGAUUCAUCAGGUGUUCUGCAGGUCACCAACCCUGGAAUUCUUGUCCUCCUCAACUAUACCAAGAGCAUAGUUUGGUCCUCAAACACAUCAAGAUCUGCAGAGAAUCCAGUGGCCCAGCUUUUGGAUUCAGGAAAUCUUGUUGUAACAGAUGGCAGUGAUACAGACCCUGAGAACUUCCUGUGGCAAAGUUUUGAUUACCCAAGUGAUACACUCCUACCAGGUAUGAAGCUUGGUUGGAACAAAGUUACAGGCUUCAGUAGGCGUCUUACAUCAUGGAAUAGUCCACAGGAUCCUUCUCUAGGAAAAUAUACAUUUGAACUUGGUCGCAAAGGAUAUGGAGAAGAAAUUUUGAAGAUGGAGUCAGUUAUGAUAUGGCGAACUGGACCAUGGAAUGGAAUCCGAUUCAGUGGCUUGCCUCAUUUAAGUCCAAACUCCAUAUUCACAUACAAUCUUGUUUUAGAUGAUCAUGGUGAAGAUUAUUAUUUUUUUGAGCUUCGUAACAGCUCACUUUAUUCAAGAUUGACUCUCAAUCCAGAUGGGCGUGUGCAGCGCUACACAUGGAUUGAUACAAACCAAACUUGGGGAUUCCUUUAUCAAACAGCUUUAAUUGAUAACUGCGAAAGUUAUGCAUUCUGUGGUCCAAAUGGUGCAUGCUGUAUUGACAGUUUCCCAAUAUGUCGCUGCUUGAAUGGAUUUCAACCCAAAUAUCCAAAGGACUGGGAUGUAGUGGAUUGGUCAAAUGGCUGUGUGAGAAGGACUCCACUAAAUUGCAGCGGUGACUUGUUUGAGAAGUACUCUGCAGUGAAAUUGCCAAACACAGAGCAGUCCUGGUUCAACAAAAGUAUGAAUCUCAAGGAAUGUCAGAUGGCGUGCCUGAAGGACUGUUCCUGCACAGCUUAUGCAAAUUUGGAUAUCACGGAUGGAGGAUCUGGCUGCUUGCUGUGGUUUGGCAACCUAAUUGAUAUUAGAAAUUUAACUGCAAAUGGGCAAGAUAUUUAUAUAAGAAUGGCUGCAUCAGAACAAGUACGCCUGGAUCAUGACAAUACAGUUAUCAAUGCUAAAGACUCUGAAUCUAAGAAGGUUAGAAUCAUACUAUGUGGUACUCUGUUGCCUACUGGACUGCUGUUCGUGGGCAUAGCCCUGGUAUUUUAUUGCCGGAAGAAGCAGAGCAAAAAAUAUGGGAGAAUGAGGAGCGGCAAAAAAGAAGGUUCAGAACUUACCUCAGGAGAAGAAGGUUUAGAACUUCCCUCCAAAAAGGAAGAUUUUGAACUUCCAUUAUUUGACUUGGCUACUGUCAUUUGUGCCACUGAUAACUUCUCAGAGAACAGAAAACUUGGACAAGGUGGAUUCGGAUCCGUCUUUAAGGGUAUAUUGCAAGAUGGAAAGGAAAUAGCUGUGAAGAGGCUCUCGAAGCAUUCUAAACAAGGACUGGAUGAGUUCAAGAAUGAGGUUACACAUAUUGUCAAACUUCAGCACAGGAAUCUAGUGAAGCUUCUGGGAUGCUGCAUUCAGGAAGAUGAAAUGAUGCUGAUCUACGAAUGCAUGCCUAACAAAAGCUUGGACUUCUUUAUUUUUGAUCAAAGAAGAAGCUUGUUACUAGAUUGGCCUAAGCGCUUUGACAUUAUUAAUGGUAUUGCUCGGGGGAUCCUUUAUCUUCAUCAAGAUUCUAGACUGAGAGUAAUUCAUAGAGAUCUCAAAGCAGGCAAUAUCUUAUUAGACAAUGAAUUCAACCCAAAAAUCUCAGACUUUGGCCUGGCUAGAAGUUUUGGAGGAAAUGAAACUAAAGCAGAAACGAAUAAAGUGGUCGGGACAUAUGGUUACAUGUCCCCAGAAUAUGCAAUUGACGGGUUCUACUCGAUAAAAUCAGACGUGUAUAGCUUUGGUGUUUUGAUGCUGGAGAUAAUAAGUGGGAAGAGAAACAGAGGAUUCCUUCAUCCAGGCCACAACCUCAACCUGCUUGGACAUGCAUGGAACUUACACACAGAAGGCAGGUCCAUUGAAUUGCUUGCUACAUCAGUAGGGGACUCCAUUAAUCUACAAGAAGUUCUGCGAACGAUUCAUGUGGGUCUUUUAUGUGUUCAGCAAAAUCCACAAGACAGGCCAAGCAUGUCAGCUGCAGUACUAAAGUUAAGUGGCGAAGGUGUGCUGCCUGUACCUCAGAAACCUGGUUUUUAUAAUGAGAGGGCUCUAACUGAACUCCAAGUCCAUUCUUCUUCACAAUCAUGUUCAGUUAAUACACUCACUUCUAGCCUAUUCGUGCCUCGUUAAUUGAUAUUUGAUGUUGGUGUAAUUGCAAUCCUUUUGUCUUUGGAAUGAGCUUGAAGUUAAAUGAAAA